Messenger RNA from Ramularia collo-cygni, 921 nucleotides. Its product is annotated as related to RTM1 protein. The record is from RefSeq and is a predicted model, not a curated record. Bases 1 to 921 code for a protein of 306 amino acids. The transcript is spliced from 2 exons. NCBI's taxonomy places the organism in Eukaryota, Fungi, Ascomycota, Dothideomycetes, Mycosphaerellales, Mycosphaerellaceae. Gene Ontology annotation, cellular component: membrane.
AUGCAAACCUCCAAAGAUGGCAAGCAAUGGAGCAUGAGCUACCAGCCCAGUCAUGCUGCAGCAAUUGUUUUCAUCGCAUGCUUCGGUGUGGGCACCAUCAUCCACUUCGCACAGAUGGUCUGGCUUCGGAGCUGGUACUUCAUUCCAUUCCUUAUCGGCUGCAUGAUGGAGACAUUCGGCUACUAUGGUCGCUUCUGGUUAUCGCAAGAGCCUGGCAAUUUCAAAGCCUACGUCCUCUACGAUCUCUUGGUCCUGCCCGCUCCGAUCUUCCUUGCUGCAACACUCUACAUGUCUCUCAGCCGCAUCAUACAGAUACUGGACGCAGACGAGCUCUCGCCAAUUCGACCAAAGCUCAUGUCGAAGCUGUUUGUGAUCUUCGAUGUGUUGUGCUUCCUGGUACAGAUUUCUGGGAUCGGAAUGGGAGUUACAACAAGUCUGAAUAUCCAACGCAUCGGUGGAAAGGUAGUGAUUAUCGGCUUGGUCCUGCAGAUCCUCGUCUUCGUCGUGUUCAUAUGGAUGGCGGUUUUAUUUCUUCAAAGAUGCAAAGCACAGAGCGGAUCAAACACACUUCGUUGGAAGCGUUACAUCGGAACGCUCCUGGUGGCCAGCGGAUGUAUCAUGGUACGGAACAUCGUCCGCGGGAUCGAACACGCGCAGGGGUCAGAUGGAACCGUUACCUCGAAGGAGGUCUUCAUAUACAUGUUUGAUGCUCUGCCGAUCUUCGCCACGGUGUUUCUCUUUGCCGUGUUCCAACCCGGGAGGUUACAGAGGGCUGUAAGAGGCUUCAACGCGAGUACGUAUGUCGAGGACGACAUCGGAAUGAAACAGGAAAGCCAGAUGGAAGACCUUGUGGCMAAGUACACACCAGCGAAGUCGAAGUAUGGACGACCUUAUGAGCAGCCGGCAAUUUACUCGAGAUGA